CUAGCAUAGCUAACUUCACUCUGUUUCCGCGUGUUGAUGCUGAAGAGAGGAUAGCGAACAAACAAACAUUUCGCAUCGCAGCGAGCGAGAAAAGAGAGGAAAAUGGACAUGAAGAAGAGGGUUUCUUUAGAGUUGAGGCAUCGGUCUCCGGCAGAGGUCCAGGAGCUGGUUCUGGAUAACUGCCGCUCCAGUGACGGAAAGAUCGAAGGAAUCACAGAGGAGUUCUCCAACCUGGAGCUGCUCAGCCUCAUCAACGUCGGCCUGACCAGCGUAGCAGACAUCCCCAAACUGGACAAGCUGAAGAAGUUGGAGUUGAGUGAUAACAGGAUAUCGGGGGGUCUGGAAGUUCUGGCAGAGCGGCUGGUAAAUCUAACGCACCUCAACCUGAGCGGCAACAAGUUCAAAGACCUCAGCACGCUGGAGCCGCUAAAAAAGUUGCCUCAGCUGAAGAGCCUGGACCUGUUCAACUGCGAGGUGACCAACCUGGGCGACUACAGGGACUCCAUCUUCACGCUCCUCCCUCAGCUCACCUACCUGGACGGCUACGACGUGGACGAUUGCGAGGCGUCUGACUCCGACGGCGAGGGCGACGGCCUCGACGACGAAGACGAGGAAGAGGGAGAGUCGGAGGAAUUAUCGGAUGACGAAGAUGAGGAAGACGUAGUGGCAGAAGAGGACGAUGAUGAUGAGGACGACAGCGGUGAUGAUGAGGACGGCGGCGUCAAUGGAGAGGUAGACAGCGAGGAAGACGACGAGGAGGAGGAUGAGGAAGAUGACGAGGAGGAUUCAUCUCCGGUCAAAGGACAGAAAAGGAAGAGAGACCCUGAAGACGAAGACGAGGAUGAUGAGUGAUCCCCCCCUCCCCCACCUAUUGUCCCUUAUAAACAGACACCAGCUCUGCUUCCAUUUUCACCCAAUCACGAAUCCUCUCCAAAGCCGCCAUAACUUCAGUUUUUCUUGUUUCUCCAAAUGAAAAUCCUCUGAACGCCUCAUUCUUCAAGAUGUUUUUGUUUAGUUUUUUUGUACAUUUCUUAUAAACUCAGGAAUGCAAUGUUAAAUCUUCAGACUUAUAGGUUAGUAAAUGAAAAUCCCUUAAGAAAACAUCGGUAGAUAUUUUUCUUCCUAAACCAAUCCAACAGAUUUCUUUGUUCUUUUUUAUACAAAGGCUCGCCACCUUUAAUCAGCAGAUUGAAUCUUUGUUUAUAAACAAGAAACUUGGACCAGAUUUGUUAUUUUUGUUAAUCCACCUUUAAAAAUCCGCCCCGUAUUUUUAGCAGAAGCAACCUGAAGGUUGCAUGAUCAGCUUCCUCUGAUAUUCUGGGGAAUAAAAUAAACCUUCAGCCAUAAAAUGCUGCGUUUAGGAACAAAGUGUCGGUGAAGUCGUUAAUUAUCUUUCUACGGUCUGUCGUAUCCAUCAGAAGCUAUUUAUGUGAUGCUGAAUGGAUGAGCUGUGAAAUGAUGACAUUCAGGUCAGUGGAUGCAGAUUUUUGUACUUUGAUGUUUGAAUCGAGUCCUUUACUCCCCGUUUCUCGUCCUCUUUCCUUUUUGUCCGUAAUCUUCUGCCAACCUGCCCCCCCGUCUCCCCGCAGCAUCCUGUGCGCUCAGGGCAAACUGUCGUUUUUUUUUGUUUGUUUUUUUGCCAGCAGAGCUUUUUAAAAGAUCUAUUUUUUCAGAGAAAGUUUUGUUUAUUGUGUGGCUCUCAGGACACCGUCUCAGACUCUUUCUCUCUCUAUGGCUUCGUGUUCCAGAGAGAUCCAGCUGUUCCUUCACUCUGACAGCCGCAGUGAGGUGGUUUGCUUUCUUUUGGGGUUUUUUUGUUUAUUUUUUUACUUUCUGUAAGUUAAAUGAGAAUUCAUGCAAAAGGACUGUAAAUAAAAUCUUAACA
This is a messenger RNA of Cyprinodon variegatus (sheepshead minnow), 1885 nucleotides long. RefSeq names its product acidic leucine-rich nuclear phosphoprotein 32 family member B-like. NCBI's taxonomy places the organism in Eukaryota, Metazoa, Chordata, Actinopteri, Cyprinodontiformes, Cyprinodontidae. Gene Ontology annotation, biological process: regulation of apoptotic process. Gene Ontology annotation, cellular component: nucleus. The record is from RefSeq and is a predicted model, not a curated record. Bases 103 to 852 code for a protein of 249 amino acids. Gene Ontology annotation, molecular function: histone binding. The transcript is spliced from 7 exons.